Messenger RNA from Diuraphis noxia (Russian wheat aphid), 499 nucleotides. RefSeq names its product G protein-coupled sex peptide receptor (gene SPR). Gene Ontology annotation, cellular component: membrane. Lineage: Eukaryota; Metazoa; Arthropoda; Insecta; Hemiptera; Aphididae. Gene Ontology annotation, molecular function: G protein-coupled peptide receptor activity. The record is from RefSeq and is a predicted model, not a curated record. Gene Ontology annotation, biological process: G protein-coupled receptor signaling pathway.
UUUCAGGGCUAUGAGAGAUGCGCAAUUAAAAAGAGACAAAUUAUUCAAAGAGAACAGAAAGAACGAAUGCAAACGCCUAAGAGAUUCUAAUUGCACAACAUUGAUGCUCAUUGUCGUAGUGACGGUUUUCUUAAUGACAGAAAUUCCAUUGGCUGUAGUAACGGUGUUACACAUAAUAUCAAGUAGCAUCAAAGAAAUACUCGACUAUUCGGUGGCCAAUCUGUUGGUGUUGUUCACCAAUUUCUUCAUCAUCGUCAGCUACCCGAUCAACUUCGCCAUUUAUUGCGGCAUGUCCAGGCAGUUCCGGGAAACGUUCAAAGAACUGUUCAUUAGAGGCUCGGUGCAGAUAAACCGUAAACACGGAGCCGGCGGCAGUUCYCGAUACUCACUAGUCAACGGACCCAGGACAUGUACCAACGAAUCGCUUUUGUAAAUUCAUUACGAACACUUAUAUUAUUAAUGUUAUUGUGCAUGCACACGAUCAAAUUUUAAAACCACC